AUGGGCUUGUUUUCAUUCGAUGGUGGAAAGAAGGAAUCUCAACCCCCUAACACGCGGUCGCAGAGGAAGCUGUGCUGGGAAUCCAGAGACGCCUUCUUCCGAUGUCUGGACAAGGCAGACGUCUUGGAUGCCAUGGACCCCAAGAACAGCAAGGUUAUAAGCGCCCAGUGUAAGACGGAGAACGACAAAUUCGUGGAGAAUUGUGCUCACAGCUGGAUCAAGUAUUUCAAGGAGAAGAGGGUCAUUGACUUUAAGAGAGAGGAGACUAUCAAGAAGAUCGAGCAGGAAGCUAAGCAAAGGGAACAAAACCAGUGA
Saccharomyces kudriavzevii IFO 1802 is the source of this 315-nucleotide messenger RNA. RefSeq names its product Coa6p (gene COA6). Gene Ontology annotation, biological process: mitochondrial respiratory chain complex IV assembly. Gene Ontology annotation, cellular component: respiratory chain complex IV; mitochondrial intermembrane space; mitochondrion. The transcript has a single exon. The coding region runs from base 1 to 315 and encodes 104 amino acids. NCBI's taxonomy places the organism in Eukaryota, Fungi, Ascomycota, Saccharomycetes, Saccharomycetales, Saccharomycetaceae. The record is from RefSeq and is a predicted model, not a curated record.